CCUUCAUAUAGUCAUUAAUUGUCAAGUAAAUCUAUAUCUACCUGUUAAAUUUUUUGCUCUUUUAGUUCAACUUUCUUUCAUUUUCUCUUCAAGACCCUUCUGAUAAUCUAUAAAAUAAGCAUUGAAACGGAACUUCAUUCAGCUCCUGAUCAAAGAUGGAUCUACAAAUCUCAGUUUUUCUUCUGUUCGUUCUUUUCACUGCAGGACACUCUCUCAGCUGUUAUCAGUGCACAAGUCUGUCGAGCUCUUGUGCACAGACGACAUGCUCCAAUGGAGUUACCAGUUGCAUCAGUGCAUCAUUAUAUUUUGGUAACGGUUCUAUAAUAACAGCUAAAAGUUGUGCUUUACCAAUUGGCUGUCCAAGUGGAUCCAUCAACCUUGGCAUUGGAAAGAUUGCUUCUACCUGCUGUAACACGGAUCUCUGUAACUCCCUAGCCGCUCCAGAUCCCGCUAUUGUCCCCAAUGGAAAUAAAUGUUACUAUUGUGAUGGACAGAGCUGCACAAGCACAGUGAACUGCUCAGGGAGUGAAGACCGCUGCUUUAAGGCAACAGGGAAAUUCCAAAGCCAGCCAAUAGAUGUAAAAGGCUGUGUCUCAAAAUCCAUUUGUGAUAUUGUCUCAGUAUUUGAUACAUUUGUUGGUGGUGUGUCAUGUUGCUCGGGGAACCUGUGUAACAGUGUUCAGAGCGUCACUCAGAGCUUCCUGUUCCUCUGUUGUUCUCUGCUCUACUUCAUCCUGUUGCACUGAAUCCAGCAGCGCUACACAUUCUGCAGCUGCAGCAAAGAUACAUGAUGUGCUUUACAAACAUAUAGUUGUAUUAUCUCUGUACUGUCUUUGAUUUGGUGUGAUGAAUUUAAAAAGAUAUACUACAGGUAAUUAAAAUAUAUUUAUGGUCUACAUAAAUCAGAUCUCUGUACCACAGAAAGACCUUUGCAGCUUUAUGAAUUUUGCUAUAUUGGGGAAGUGUUUAAUGUGUAUUUAUGCUUUUGAGUUGAAGGGUAAAGGUGAUAAAUCUGUAACUCAAUGUUAUAUGAGGGUCUGCUGGUGCACAAUGUCUUAACCAUGCAACGCAGACUUUCUCAUUGUGCUCGACACCCAUAUUUUUGUAUGCUUAAAAUAAAACUACUGUUUUAAUUUCAUCAUCAUAUACCUCAUUCCUCCUACACUGCAAAAUAAAAUUCCAGCAGGACACAAUGAAACACUAA
Cyprinus carpio (common carp) is the source of this 1204-nucleotide messenger RNA. Its product is annotated as urokinase plasminogen activator surface receptor-like. NCBI's taxonomy places the organism in Eukaryota, Metazoa, Chordata, Actinopteri, Cypriniformes, Cyprinidae. The record is from RefSeq and is a predicted model, not a curated record.